Molecule: messenger RNA, 624 nt
Organism: Humulus lupulus (European hop)
Lineage: Eukaryota; Viridiplantae; Streptophyta; Magnoliopsida; Rosales; Cannabaceae
Exons: 1
Coding region: 1-624 (207 amino acids)
Source: RefSeq, a predicted model, not a curated record
AUGGAUCUUGACCUUGCAUUAAGGAUGGAUCGGCCUGCUUCUCUUACGGAUGCCAGUACCUCCGAGCAAAGGAGGAUUUAUGAGAAGUGGGACCGUUCAAACCGCAUGAGUCUUAUGAUCAUCAAGCGCGGCAUACCUGAGGCUUUUAGGGGUGCGGUGUCCGAGGAGGUCACCGAUGCCACAACUUUCCUUGCUGAAAUUGAGAAACGCUUUGCAAAAAGCGAUAAGGCAGAAACAAGUACUCUUUCAAAGAAACUUAUUUCCAUGAGGUUUAAGGGCAAGGAAAACAUAAGGGAGUACAUUAUGGAAAUGUCUCACCUUGCUUCAAAGUUGAAGGCACUAAAGCUUGAGCUUUCGGAUGACUUGCUUGUGCAUUUAGUGCUUAUCUCUCUUCCUCCACAAUUCAGUCAAUUCAAGGUCAGUUACAACUGUCAAAGGGAGAAGUGGACUCUUAAUGAGCUCAUUUCAUUUUGUGUUCAAGAGGAAGAAAGAUUGAAGCAAGAGAAGACUGAAAGUGCUCAUUUGGCAAGCACCUCUAAGGAUAAGGGCAAGAAAAGGAAGAAUGAGGCUGCUAAGGAUAAGGGUCCAGCACAUAAGGAAACAAACUCAAGCCAACAACGAUGA